GUAUAAAUAAAUGGGAAAUGUCGAAUUAUAUUCAUACCAAGUUAAGUACUUUUAAAAGACGCUCCAUAAGUCUAAGGUCUAACAAUGGUUGUCACCAAAAUUGAAGUUUUCGUCCUCAUGAUUAGUUUCCUUAUUGUCAUGAUAGCUCCAAUUCAAGCUAGAAGUCGUCUUGCGGGGCCACCACCACAUCCGUGUGAAGGAAAACAAAACAACGAAACCGUUUACGGUGGGAGAAGUUGCAGUAUAUUUUACAUUUGCAACGGAAGUGGUCAAGGUCUAUUUAGAAGAUGUCCUAAUGGCUUUUAUUACGACUUGGACAAAGGACAAUGUCGUUUUGAUGAAGGAAAUAAAUACCAAUGCAAGACGAAUCGAUAUCCCUGGGGAAAUAUCAAUCCAUGUCAAGUUUAUGAAAGUGAAAAAUAUUUCCCGGUGCCUUAUGAUUGUUCGCAAUUUAUUGAAUGUGAUAAUAGAAGACCGGCUAUCCUGACUUGUCCCGAAGGUCUGGUUUAUAAUAUAAAGCUGAGAGUAUGUGAUUGGCCAAGAAAUGUUGAUUGUAGAGGGCGCAAUUAAACUUUAAAUAAAAUGCACCAACUUGUUCCUUUA
Messenger RNA from Eupeodes corollae, 603 nucleotides. Its product is annotated as peritrophin-1-like. Gene Ontology annotation, cellular component: extracellular region. Bases 85 to 570 code for a protein of 161 amino acids. The record is from RefSeq and is a predicted model, not a curated record. Gene Ontology annotation, molecular function: chitin binding. The transcript is spliced from 2 exons. NCBI's taxonomy places the organism in Eukaryota, Metazoa, Arthropoda, Insecta, Diptera, Syrphidae.